AUGUACCAGGAGGCUGAACACGAGAUGGCCAGGCUUCUCAGGAGCUUGGAUCAAGUAAUGACGUCACAGAAACUCAAAAGGAAAAAUAUCUAUAUCGAAUCUCAUAUAUUUCUUGACAAUGGAGCGGAUGGUAAGGAAAUGAAGGACUUCGGAAAACAGUUACUAUCUUUAGUAGAAGAAACGAUUGAACUACGAGCAGAGUCUGGUAUAAUGUUAUACACACCUUACGGGAUACAAUUGCACUGGGUGCUAGAAUGUGGCACGCCACUCUUUAUACAUCUGAAAGACACAGCAAAGGUCAAGGCAAAGAAAAGAUGGAGUCAGGUGAUGUAUUUGGAGUACAUUCUCAAAUACAGAUCUAAAUGGGCUGGAAUGCAUAACCCCUACGAGUCGAAAACAAUGUCCUCCAAUCCUUCAUUUACAUACGAUUCAACGGAGUCUUUUGAUAGACUAAAUGACUAUUACUUGUCAAAUGACAAUAAUGGUACAGAGAGGAGAAAUCCGACAUUUACAAAUGGCAACUUUUUGGACAUCCCUGACAUCAUCCUUAAUCACCCUGGUGACGACGCAGACGACAAUUCAGCUGAUAAUUUCACGAUCGACAUGGCUUCAAACGAUGGAAGUCUUUAUCCUAGUAAAACACCAAGUGGGGCCGGAAGUGAUUUGUUUGUAAAAGAAACACCACUGGAAAUCCACACUCAAGAAAGUACGAUUUUUUCUGUAUCUCUCUCCAUGUCAAAUAUAGUGGGACCUUCUAUUUCGCAGUCAAUGGACAAUUACGUCCUAAUGACUGACGCUGAUAUGUCGUUCGACGAUGGCGCUGUCCUUGCUGUUGUUGAUGUUUGUAAGAAGGAACCUGACGUCGGAGGAGUCUGCGGUAGGACUUUUCCAACAGGGCUGUACAGACAUCCAAUACUCUGGCUGCAAGUGUUUGAAUUUGCUAGAGAUUUCUGGAUGAUAAAGAGUUCCCAAAAUGUUAUUGGCUCCGUGAUGUGUUGUCCCGGAUGUUUCAGCCUGUUUCGAUUCGAAGCAUUGUCAGAUAUUUUUUCCACUUACUCUAGUCCAACAGAAACAGUGAUGGAUGUGUUCACGAAAGAUAACGGUGAAGAUCGUUGGAUGUGUACUUUGAUGAUGUUGAAGGGCUGGAAACUUCGAUACACACAGGCGGGGCAAAACAGCACAUUUUGUCCUGAGACUACUUUGGAUUUCAUGAAGCAGCGAAGACGGUGGCUUCUAUCGGACUAUACAAAUGCGUUACUAGUUAUCCAAAAUGUAGCCAAUCUGAUGACCAUCAACUCUGCCUUCUCAUUAACAUACGUACUGUACGUGGUAACCCUGUUCCUCAUCAUGGUUCUGUACCCAGGUGCCACCGUAAUGAUGUUAUCCCUGGGCCUUGAGUUGGGUUCUGGGCUUCCCCUUGUUGCUAUAACACCAACGUUUUACCUUCUGAUUGUUGGAUACAGCAUUGUGUUGGUCAAAGACAUAUCCGCUUCAGUACAGCUGGUGAUAUCUAAACUGCUGAUAGUAGUUCUAGGGGUGGGAACACUGUAUGUGUUUGGUUCAACGGCUGUUAUAAUCAUGCAAGGACUGAUCAACGAUUACAACCAUCAAGAGUUGGGGCACAUCGAGUACCUACUGAUACUGUCCCUGGCUGCCACCUACCUACUAGCUGCUAUCGUCCACCCGUCCGAACUCAAGAUCCUGCUCUAUGGCAUACCUUACAUGUUCUUUCUACCUCUGCUCAAUAUCAUUCUGCCAAUUUAUGCAAUGUGUAAUAUCGUUGACCAGUCCUGGGGUACUCGGGACAAUCAAUUAGCGAAGGUACCAAAGUUCUUAAGCCUACCGAAACUGAAAAAGCGGAAGAGGAAGAAAAAGACAAGAUCACUGUCACAUAAAGGGUCAUACACAAGUUUGAACAGUUCUGUGUUGGAUCUUCAAAACUUCAACGAAGACGAAGAUUCGUUUUGGGAGAGAGUGGUGAAAAAUUUAAUCGGGGUCAAUGUUCCCAGAGGAAUGUCGUCAGACGAGAGGACAGAGGGACUACGUGUUAUGAGAAAGAAAGUGGUGAUUUGCUUUCUCUCUAUCAACGCUGUGGGGCAGGAGAAUGACACUCGUUCCCUGUGUAAACUUGAUCUAACAACCAUCAGUAUGAAAGGAUACGUAGCAAUCGCUCUCCUCGUCUGUCUCAUCGGAACGUCAGUAGGAUUCCUCAUAACCGGUCCUGCACACGCCUCGUGUAAGUCUACUUGGACAUUCGGGAAGAGCUGUGAUACUGUACUGUCCAGUCUGCUGUCACAAGUACAAGAAUGGAGUGGCCCUGCAAACUGUAAGUCUGGACCCAUCAACGAGAAAUGCCUGUAUGUGUUGAAGAGUAACUCCGGUGGCAUCCUUAAACUUACCCAUGAGACACCACUAAAGCAUUACAUCGACGACAUUACCUUCACAUUUACUAACGAAAACACAGCUGAUGGUGGUCACUGUACUCUUGUGGGUAAUUCAAGGUCAGAGACUUGGUAUGCUGUACUUGAUUACGGUACAAACUACUGUAACAUGUAUAAUCUCCUGGAAGGUUCCCAGCUCACACAGCUGGCCGGCUACACAGAGUCCACCAGUGAUGCCGUUUGUACACAACACUCAUCUGCUAACUGUACACGAUAUUAAAAUAAAAACACUCAAAUCAGUU
Messenger RNA from Mizuhopecten yessoensis (Yesso scallop), 2683 nucleotides. RefSeq lists its product as uncharacterized. Bases 1 to 2661 code for a protein of 886 amino acids. The transcript has 11 exons. The record is from RefSeq and is a predicted model, not a curated record. NCBI's taxonomy places the organism in Eukaryota, Metazoa, Mollusca, Bivalvia, Pectinida, Pectinidae. Gene Ontology annotation, molecular function: chitin synthase activity. Gene Ontology annotation, cellular component: cell septum; cell periphery.